AUGGACGAUGCAUCUUCGUUUCACUCGGUUCAAGAGAGUACAGGGCCUUGGAGUAGAGCGCUAGACGAUGUGGAACCAGACUACUUUCGAAAGCCAUGGCUGGCGCAACGUGAAACUCGAAUGGAACGCUUGGCAGUAUGGAUACCCCGAGCCAGUGUCAUUCUGGCAGCGGUCAUCAUCGCGGUAUUCGCAUAUGGGGGCUACAACGACUACGAGACUAGGUCCUUUUGUCUUGUCUUUGAAGAUAGUUUCGACAGCUUUGACGAGACGGUGUGGCAACGAGAAGUUGAGCUUGGUGGGUAUGGCACGGGCGAGUUCGAGUGGACCACGCCAUUUGAAAACAACUCAUACGUGAAAGAUGGUAAGCUUCAUCUCGUGCCACACGUAUCUGCUUGGCCGCCUGCCGAAGGCACAGUACUCAAUCUGACAGAUCUUGGCAUUUGCACGGUCGACAAUGCUUAUUCGGGCAGGUCACCCGUUGCAGAUUGCCAAGCAACGUACAACACUUCUCUCGGUACAGUGAUCCCACCCAUAUCCUCUGCACGCCUUAGCACUCGACUUUCUCACUCGAUCCACUAUGGCCGAGUCGAAGUCACGGCGAAGCUACCCGUCGGUGAUUGGCUAUGGCCUGCAAUUUGGAUGAUGCCAACGAACAACACGUAUGGCAAGUGGCCGCAGUCAGGGGAGAUUGACAUCAUGGAAUCGAGAGGCAACGGCGUCGAUUUUAUUUCUGUGAAUGAGCAACAGCAGCAUUUUCCAGGUGGACAUGAUGCGACUUACAGCACGCUUCACUGGGGCCCAGCCAUUCCAUACAUUUAUGAUGCAUGGGCAAAGACGACGGAUGGAAUGAGGUAUCCAUCAGGGCUGAGCUCAUUGACGAGUGGCUAUCACGUCUAUGGCAUAGAGUGGUCUCCGCGAUCCAUCAGGACCUAUGUUGACAAAAAACUUACGCGCGUUGCGCAUUUCAAGUUUCCCGAGGGCGGUUUUUGGGGACAAGGUGAUUUUGAUGCUGGACGAUCGGCCUGGUCGACUGAGUCCUUCUUAAAUCCCUGGACGACAGGGUCAUCUCACGCACCGUUUGACCAGGAUUUCCAUCUCAUCAUCAAUUUGGCUGUUGGCGCUACAAAUGGUUAUUUCAACACUAUCAGCGGCCUUUUGCCUUGGUCUGGAUCUCGAAAUGAGGCCAUUCAAGGCUUCAUGAAAGCUCGUGAGCGUUGGGAGCCAUCCUGGAAGUCUGAGUCUGAGAGAGCCUUCACCAUUGAUAGUGUGAGGAUGUGGAAGUUGUGCUAG
Messenger RNA from Protomyces lactucae-debilis, 1290 nucleotides. Its product is annotated as concanavalin A-like lectin/glucanase domain-containing protein. The record is from RefSeq and is a predicted model, not a curated record. Gene Ontology annotation, biological process: carbohydrate metabolic process. The coding region runs from base 1 to 1290 and encodes 429 amino acids. Lineage: Eukaryota; Fungi; Ascomycota; Taphrinomycetes; Taphrinales; Protomycetaceae. The transcript has 2 exons. Gene Ontology annotation, molecular function: hydrolase activity, hydrolyzing O-glycosyl compounds.